Messenger RNA from Nymphaea colorata (pocket water lily), 1720 nucleotides. Its product is annotated as nuclear pore complex protein NUP50A-like. Gene Ontology annotation, cellular component: nuclear pore; cytoplasm. Gene Ontology annotation, biological process: intracellular transport. The coding region runs from base 188 to 1582 and encodes 464 amino acids. Gene Ontology annotation, molecular function: GTPase activator activity. The record is from RefSeq and is a predicted model, not a curated record. The transcript has 2 exons. NCBI's taxonomy places the organism in Eukaryota, Viridiplantae, Streptophyta, Magnoliopsida, Nymphaeales, Nymphaeaceae.
CAAAUAUUAAAACGAAAGAGAGAAGGAGACUCGUCUGAAAGAAAAGGGUUGAGUGGCAGCUAGAGAGAGACGGCGAGAGAUGUGAGAUAGAGAGGGAGAGAGAGAGAGAACUGUCCCUUUAAAUCACCGUAAGUGUUUGAGCAAACCCUACUUGGAAUAGACUGUUAUAUUUUUCACAUUAUUGGCAAUGGGAGAUGGAUAUUCCCUUUCUUCUAAAAAGAGAGUUGCUGGAAGGGAGAUCUCCCGUGAUGAUCCUGGACUUGAUGCCAAUAAUGAUGUUCCAGAGGAGGAAAUGGGAACAUUCAAAAGAGCAACCGAUGAGGUGUUAGCAACUAGAAGGAUUGUUAAGGUUCGUCGCAACCAGCCUUCAUCUGCUGUUUCCUCUAAUCCAUUUGCUGCAGUGCGUUUGGUUCUCCAGCCCACCGAUGCUCCUGCUGAGGGCAAUACUGAUUCUGCUGCAAAAACGUCUGAUGCACCGACCGUUGCAAAUGCUCUGCAUGAUGAGGUUAUUCCUAAAGAGAGUUGUGGUGGCACUUCUGGACCAGAGAAAACUGAUGAAGAUGAAGUGACGUCUGAACCCUCUGCGAACUUGGUUUUUGACAAUGAAGGUAUCGAAAGGCAUAGUGAAGGAACUCUAGGAGAUUCAGCAAAAGAGACAAAUGGAACUAAUGAGGCUGUCGACAAAUCAAAGACUGAAACUGACGAACCAGCCAAAGGAGUAGGUGAAGUAUUAAAGGAUGAUUCUGCUCAAGAUUUGACUGAGCCUGGUGCGACCAAUAAAACUGAGGCAGCAGUUUUAAAUGAAAAAGCUAUGAGUAGUGAAGGAGAAGCCAAUAGUGGGGGAACCCGAACUGAAUCAGCUCCUCUGAAUUCAUUUCAGCAGCUAUCUGGCAGCCGGAAUGCUUUUACUGGUCUUGCAGGUAGUGGGUUUUCUAACCCAUCUUUCUCGUUUGGGACACUUCCUAAAACAGAUUGUUCUUUCAGCUUCAGCACAUCAGGAUUUGGUUCUUGUUCAGGUUCUACCUUUAGCUUAAAGGGCAGCAGCACAUCCUUGCCGUUGUUUGGUACUGGAAGCUCAAACAAUGGAAGCUCAUCUCCUCUGGGUCUUGGUUCUUCAUCUACAGAGGUUAACAAAUCCAGUGGAAAUGCUCUGCUUGUGAUGCAGGAGGUCCCAGUUGAAACUGGUGAAGAAAAUGAGAAGGCAUUCUUUGUGGCUGAUGCCUCAUUGUAUGAAUUCUUGGAUGGCGGUUGGAAGGAAAGAGGCAAAGGCGAGUUGAAAUUAAACAUUGCCACAGAUGGGAUUGGGAAGCCGAGACUGAUAAUGAGGACUAAAGGGAACUAUAGGCUGAUCCUUAAUGCAAGCCUUUAUCCGGAUAUGAAACUGACUAAUAUGGAGAAGAAAGGCAUUACCUUUUCGUGCUUUAACAGUUCUGUUGAAAGAAGGAACACCCUCUCUACAUUUGCUUUGAAGUUCAAGGAAAGUGCUACCGUGGAUGCAUUUCAAACUGCUGUGAUGGAUCACACGGAAGAAACAGCAAGUCUAGAAACACCCGAGAGCUCUCCAAAAGCAUCAGAUGACUAAGCAUUGUGAACUUGCAGUAGCAGGAAGAUAGGCCUGGAUGUACGCCUUUCGAGCGGGAAAGCUUUGAAACGAAAUCAUCAAAUGCUUGUUGUAUGAGCACUGAGCAGUUUUGAUAAAUUUAGAGCAAUCUCUCUCUCU